UUUCAGCGACGCGUUAGCACCACCGCCAAAAUCUCGCUGCAGAGGCAGAUGUUCACGCUACCAACUUUUAAAAACACAAUUAAACACAUAAACUAACUUGUGAAUACUAUUAUUAAGAUGAACUAAGAUCAAGAAAAGUCGCACGCACAUUUGGAUAUAGGCAGAAGGUGUGAUUGCGUGCGACUCGACCGCACUAAAUGCGCGCACAACUUCAUCAUCUACGCGCGUUUUUUGCUUGGCCAGUUUUAGUGAAGUGCCGAAUUUUCCCACACACCUGGGGAAAAAGUGCCACAUUUCCAAAAGAAUGGCAGCCAGCAACUCUUUGAGGCACAAAAUUAACAAUAGUUAUGAAUCGGAACCGUCUACAGGAAGCGGGUCUUCGCUCAGUGAAAACAAUGAGGGACACAUAUCUGACGAGGAGCAUAUGAAUCUGCCAUAUCUAAUGAAACCAAAACCACUGAGCAAUGAGCCCGUCCUGGCUUAUCCAACACCAGCAACGGAUACGCCGCCAAGCAAUAAUAAGGGCAGCCAAGAGUCACAAUUCCGUGGCUUUGGCGACAGCCCCUACGGCCAGGUUAAUAAGCGUUUGUAUGGCUCCCAACUGCAGGAGCUAAAACUGCCAGAAUUACAGGCCUCAUCGGUUCAACGGCCGUCCCCGGGAAGGAUUGUCUUUCCCAGAUUCUACGACACCCUAAUGGAGGAUAAUAGCUGCAAUGCUGUGGACAUGGCUGUGUCAGUCACAGCCGAAACAGCAGUCACGACCACAACGACAGACAGCAGCUGCCUAAGCUUCGAUGGCAAAAUCAAAAGUCUGACUGAGAGACCUGCGGAGGAGGAGGAGCAGCCAGGUCCCUCCACUGCCGAUCCACGACUACCCACUGUGCUGGAAACCUCUCUGAAUACCUCACAACAUAAAUACAACAACGAACGCUCGCCAGAUCUCUUUGCGGACAGCGACGAUGAUGCGGAAAACGGUGAUCAAGUGCCCUACAAAGCCCAGGCAAGAACUCUCGAGGAUCUGCCCGAGGUCCUGGAGGAGUCGCAAUGUGUAAGCGAUGUUCGUGCCCGCAGAUCUCUCACUGCCCCAACAGAGUCGAGUUUUGUGGACGAGCAGACACAGGAUGCCUCCACCUCUCAACUCAACGCUAAUGACCCGCGCUCUCAUUUUCUUGAAAACUGCCGACGCGAGCGGGAACUUUAUCGAAGGAUACGACGCUGCCUGCAGGGCGUACGGCCGCCACCGACUGUCACCACCCCCGAUUUGGAUGUGAUCACAACGGUGCUGGGCAUGAAGGAACAGGUUCUCAACUUUCUCUGUCAAGAGCCCUCCACCUCAGUGGCCAGCAUUGCGGAAAGCGACAUCAGCAACAGCUCCUCCUUGUUCAAGCCCACGCACAGCCUGUCUGAUGCACAGAAUAUGGGCUGGCGCGAGGUGUUGGGCGUGAGGCAACAUGGACUGAGUUACAAUCUGAACAAGGCUGCCGAACAAAAUGAAUACCUCAGUAUGUCCGUCGUGGAUCGCUAUGUGGGCGUGGAGACGGCAACGUCGUAUGUACGCUCCCCAUCGAGCGCCAAGAAGCGUAACAUGCGCAUGAAAAUGCUCACCCAAUCGCCUGGCAAUCGUCUCAGUCAUCUGGCCAAGCGACGGGCCAUUUUUUCAUCUGCAAAUCUGGCCACGAAUUCCCUCAAGUUGAACAGCUCUAUAGGACCGCAAAUCUUACUGGACACAAAAAAAGUGCGCAACAAAAGGAAGGCCACACCCAAAAGGAAAACGCCCGGCAGCAAGAAGAAAGCACGCAAAACGCCAACUUCGUCGGCGCGCAAACGACUCUGUCGCACCGAUCUCAUCAAGCCAGGACCCUCGAGGGAAACCUCCAAGCGCGCACUUUUCCAAAGUCCAGCCAAGACGCUCCAGCAACAAUUGAUGCCGCCCAAGCCAAUAUUCAAGCCGGAGAUCGCCAAUCGAGUGGAGAAAUCGAAGCGUGCUCUCUUCUCGCCCGACCACCAGGGCAGCAGCAGCAGCAAUCACCUGGAGACGCUGCUCAAGCGGAAGCGCAAUGCCUGCGACGAUGAGGAUGCGGAGCUGGCUAGCCAGAGCAGGAAACUGUUCCGUGUUGACAGCAGCGGUGCCAGUGGCCUGACGCCGCGUGCCCUAAAGAUCAAGAGUCAGAGCUUUUGUAUUGGAGCUGGUUCCUCCACAGCAGCACAUCAGCAGAGGGUGCUGCAGUCAACUGUGUCUGCGUCUGGCAGCAAUGCCCGCCUCGGUCUAGGACUAAGCGGCAGCAGCAGUAACCUGGCCACCUGUUCGUCCAUCGGCACGCCGCUUCUGCACAAACUGCAGCGGGCGCACUCCGAGAUGAGUGGCACGCCCAACAGCAGCAUGACGGAUAACCAGCGCAAGAAACUUCUAUGGGCCGUGUCGCAAGCUUUGCAGGAGAAGAAGAUCACGUCGAAGCACGAGAGUUUCCGCCAGCUUGCUGCGGACCUGACGCGCGUUGUGAAGCGAAUCUUCCAGGAGUUCUACUUGGGACAGACGACCAGCAACAGCGAGACACUGCUGCGAUUGGCCAAGAAGUUUGCCUACAGUGUGAUAGUAGGAAAGAAUUCCGAUGACGUUUACAUGAACGCCCGGAGUCAGGAGAGCGAGGCCAAGCGACUGUCGAGCACACGACUGUCCGGGUACAUUGGACCCGAGGAGUUUGCCCAGCGCAAGCUAUUGCUCUCGCAGGCCACCAGCUGCUCCUCGCAGCAGUCGAUCUCUCAGCAGACUUCGCACUCCAUUCACAACUUGUUUGGCAGCGAGAACUCGAUCGACACGUUUGGUAUGAGUCAGACCACCGCCUGCACAGACACCCAGUCCAGUCUGAUGGAUCGCAUUUCCGAGGAUCUGUUCAGUAAGGAGCAGCAGCAGCCCAUCAGACCCAAUCCAGCAUUGCAAAACAGCUCCUCCAAGAGCAAUUUGGGCGGCCUAGCGCUGCGCGAGAACGUGGACGGUGAGCUGCGGCGAUCGGCGCAGAAGAAUUUCACGGGCAAGGAUCAGCGCAACAUUAGUCCCUACUACGGAGGCGGCAGCAACGGCUCGGCUCGGAAGUUCCAGGUACCACCCAACAGCAGCCACAGUUCUGGGGUCAAGGCCAAGCGGCAGAUUUCCUUUGACAGCUAAUGUAACAUCAGUAGGAGAUAUUUGUUGAAAGAUAAAUGGGGUAAUGGAACACCCCGAUUUAUGGACAAUGCAAGCAGAAUAUUCCCUGGUGAAUUGUGCUUGCAUUAUUAUUAACUUUUUUUUGGUUGUUUUAGCUUAAUUUAUUUAAUUGCAAGUGCAUCAUGAAUGGCAGGCAGACAACCCUUUGAAUUGAUUGUAAAAUGUAUCCUAUAUAUGCGUCUUUUAGAUCGCAUCCAGCCCACCACUAGGCUCGCCCGGAACUCGUUUCUUGUUCACAAAUUAGUUACAAAUUCAACUAAGAUUAACGACACAAUUAUGGGAUUUAUUUUAGGCGACCCUCGCUCCUCGAUCCAUGCAAUAUUUUCCUCCGAAGUUUUAGGCUUAGAUACGUACGUAAAGUAAACCCAUCAGCAGUUUGUGCUUAAAUUAUACAAAUUUUAACCAGCUCAGCCUCAAAAAUGAAGUGCCGAGUCAAUGAUUGUAAAGAUUUAAAAUGAAAUUGGAUAAAUAAAAAGUCCCCCACGAUCAAUCAAUCAAUAGUAA
Drosophila obscura is the source of this 3706-nucleotide messenger RNA. RefSeq lists its product as uncharacterized. The coding region runs from base 305 to 3163 and encodes 952 amino acids. The transcript is spliced from 9 exons. NCBI's taxonomy places the organism in Eukaryota, Metazoa, Arthropoda, Insecta, Diptera, Drosophilidae. The record is from RefSeq and is a predicted model, not a curated record.